Messenger RNA from Acanthopagrus latus (yellowfin seabream), 2269 nucleotides. It is a transcript of the gene cnga4, whose product is annotated as cyclic nucleotide gated channel subunit alpha 4. Gene Ontology annotation, cellular component: plasma membrane; intracellular cyclic nucleotide activated cation channel complex. Gene Ontology annotation, biological process: monoatomic cation transmembrane transport. The record is from RefSeq and is a predicted model, not a curated record. Gene Ontology annotation, molecular function: intracellularly cGMP-activated cation channel activity; cGMP binding; intracellularly cAMP-activated cation channel activity. The transcript has 8 exons. Lineage: Eukaryota; Metazoa; Chordata; Actinopteri; Spariformes; Sparidae.
ACCACACAGUACUUCCUGAUGCAAGUCAACAAGGUUGUUUUAAAAAAUGUUGAAGAAAGUACAUCGUGCCUGCAGGAUCGAAAAAGAGCAAAGACCACCAUCAUUUAGAAACAUGUCUUAGUCUGAGGCUUCACUUUGGAGGAUGGAUAAACCAGGUGAUCUUGGUAUUAGAAGUAAUCAGUGGCAGAGACUGCUCUGGUGGCAUCAGGGGCAGAAAGCGAACGAAGAAGGAGCAGAUGGAGUCAGUGAUAAAGGGAAACACAUCAGUUUGGAUCAGAAGCUAAAAAUCAACUGGAAAGAAUGGACAGUUGAUCCGGCAGAACAGUUUUAUUACGUCUGGAUACAGCUCAUGAUCUUGCCUGUUGUCUACAACUCAGUGAUUAUCAUUUUAAGGACGUGCUUCACUAAAAUUGCACUGAGCUACUUACCUGUGUGGCUUACACUGGACUAUCUGUCAGACCUCAUGUAUAUGGUUGACAUGAUCAUCACUGUUCAUACCGGCUACUUGGAUCAGGGUAUCCUAGUCAAGGAUCUAACCCAGCUGAAAAAGAACUACCUACACUCAAAGCGUUUCUUAAGGGAUCUGGCUUCCCUGAUACCCACCGACUUCCUCUACUUUGUUUUUGGCAUCCAAACUCCACUGGUGAGGAUCAAUCGCCUACUGCGUAUGCCACGACUCAGUGAGGCCCUGGAUCGCAUGGAGACGAGAACCUCAUACCCAAACACCUUCCGCAUCUCUAAGCUGAUGAUUUACAUCUUUGUGUUAAUCCACUGGAAUGCCUGUCUCUACUUUGCACUGUCUAGCUACAUUGGCUUUGGCAGUGAUCGUUGGGUCUACCCUAACAUCACCAACCCAGAGUUUGCCUCAAUGCGUCGUCAGUACUUUUACUGCUUCUGGUUCUCUGCCCAGAUUUUCACCACAGUAGGAGACACCCCCCUACCCAAAAGGGAAGAAGAGUACUUGUUUAUGAUUGCGGACCUACUUAUUGCUGUUUUGGUUUUUGCAUCAAUUGUUGGCAACGUUGGCAAUGUCAUCACAAGCCUGAGAGACCGUGAUAAUGUCUUCUUCCCAAACCAUGAGCUGGUGAAGGCAUACCUGCGUAGCCAUCACAUCAGCAAGGAGCUUCGACAUCGUAUUGACAACUGGUACCAGCAUCUUCACAUCAACAAGAAAAUUAUGCGAGAGAAUGAGAUCCUCCAGCAGCUGCCUGUGCACCUGAGGACUGAGAUUGCAGUCAGCGUUCACCUCCCCACACUCUCAAAAGUCACCAUCUUCCAGAGCUGUGAGAAAAGUCUGCUGGAGGAGCUGGUGCUUAAACUAACACCUCAGGUGUUCAGUCCAGGAGAGUUCGUCUGCAGGAAAGGGGAUGUAGGCCAUGAGAUGUACAUCAUCAGAGAGGGAAAACUUGCAGUUGUUGCAGAUGAUGGGGUCACAGAGUUUGCUGUGCUGAGUGAAGGGAACUUCUUUGGGGAAAUUAGUAUUCUCAAUAUUAAAGGUAACAAAUCAGGCAAUCGUCGUACUGCCAACAUCCGAAGCAUUGGCCACUCUGACCUGUUCAGCCUGUCCAAAGAGGACCUAACAGAUGUGCUAUCUGAGUUUCCUGCAGCCAAAAGUCUCCUGGAGGAGAAAGGCAGACAGAUCCUCACGAAGAUGGGCAUGUUGGAGGAGAAUGGGGAGGGAGAGAGGGAGGAAGCAGAGAAAGUUGAUACCAAGAUUAAAAGGCUGGAAAGCAAGUUGGAAAUCCUGCAAACAAAACUUGCUCGACUUAUGGUGGAAUUAGAGUCCAGCAACAGCAAGAUGCAGGCCAGGGUGGAGCAGCUGGAGUCGGAGGUGGCAGCACUGUCUCAGCUGCUAGAAUGUGGGGAAGAAGGAAAAAGAGCACAGGGAAGAGGUGAGGGGGUGGGAGGAGAGGUUGGAUGGGAGCGAGAAGAGGCAGAAGGAGAGGAGGAAGACUGCUUAGAUGCAAAGGUACAAAAACAGAGACAGAGAGAAGAUAGUAAUGAUGUGACCAAAGAAGGAGCUGGAGAGAGCACUAAAAGUACAAAAGAGAAUGUUGAAAGGAUGGUAGAGGGAGAUAAACCUGGACUGAAAGAUGCAGAUGGUCGGGAAAAGAAAAGAAAUGAGGGAGAGAAAAAAGAGAAAGGAGAUGACAGACUAUGAAAAGGAGAUAGAGCUGAGAAUGAACCUGAAGAUAAGAAGGAAGGGAAAAGGGAAGGGAGAGAAGUGGAAAACAUUUACAGCAGCACACAGCUGUUGACUGAAAACUAG